CUCUUGUAUUACUUUUACGCGAGCGCCGGGAGGCAGUUGCGGAGAGUGUGAAGCUGAGCGGCGUUGGAGCUGUAAACAUGCAGUCUUUUUUGGGUGCCGUGGCCUGUGUCCUGGUCCUCUCCGUCCAGGGGCUCUACUCACCCAGCGACGAUGUGGUCGAUCUCAGCCCGUCGAACUUCGACCGGGAGGUCAUGCAGAGCGACAGCCUUUGGCUGGUUGAGUUCUACGCCCCAUGGUGCGGUCACUGUCAGAGGUUGGUCCCAGACUGGAAGAAAGCUGCUACUGCCCUGAAGGGCAUCGUGAAGGUGGGUGCCGUGGAUGCCGACCAGCACAAGUCCCUGGGUGGUCAGUACGGCGUCCGUGGAUUCCCCACCAUCAAGAUAUUUGGCUCCAACAAAAACAAGCCGGAGGACUACCAAGGCGGGCGCAGCAGCCAGGCCAUUGUGGAUGCAGCCAUAAAUGCUCUGCGCUCCUUGGUCAAGGACCGCAUGGCUGGGAAGAGUGGAGGUUCAGACCAGAGCAGACAGAGUGGCAGCGGUGGCGGUGCGAGCAAGAAGGAUGUGGUGGAGCUGACGGACGACAACUUUGACCAGACGGUGCUGAACAGCGACGAUGUGUGGAUGGUGGAGUUCUUCGCUCCCUGGUGUGGUCACUGCAAGAACUUGGAGCCGGAGUGGGCGGCCGCAGCCACGGAGCUCAAGGAGCAGACCAAGGGUAAAGUCCGCCUGGGAGCCGUGGAUGCCACCGUGCACCAAGUCCUGGCCAGUCGUUACGGGAUCCGCGGGUUCCCCACCAUCAAGGUCUUCCGCAAGGGUGAGGAUCCGGAGGACUACGAGGGCGGUCGGUCCAGAUCCGACAUCGUGGCACGGGCCCUGGACCUCUUCUCUGAGAACGCCCCCCCGCCGGAGCUGCUGGAGAUGCUCAAUGAGGAUGUCCUGAAGAAGACGUGUGAGGACCACCAGCUGUGCAUCAUUGCUGUGCUGCCCCACAUUCUGGACACAGGUGCCUCGGGCAGGAACGGCUAUCUGGAGGUGAUGAUGAAGAUGGCAGAAAAGUACAAGAAGAAGAUGUGGGGCUGGCUGUGGACUGAGGCUGGUGCCCAGAUGGAGCUGGAGACCUCGCUGGGCAUUGGGGGCUUCGGAUACCCCGCCAUGGCAGCCAUAAACGCACGCAAAAUGAAGUUUGCCCUCCUCAAGGGUUCCUUCAGUGAGACAGGCAUCCACGAGUUCCUCAGGGACUUGUCGGUGGGACGUGGUUCCACUGCCCCGGUGGGAGGAGGCGCUCUGCCCAAAAUCAACGCUGUGGAGCCGUGGGAUGGCAAGGACGGCGAGCUGCCCGUGGAGGACGACAUCGACCUGAGCGACGUGGAGCUUGACGAUUUGGGCAAAGAUGAGUUGUGAAUGCAGCAGUGCCGGAUCUGCUCCGGCUCGUCCUUCCUCUCCCGUGGAUGAGAAGAAACCAGGAUGCUGUUUUUCUUGUACUUUUUUUUUUUAAAUGUUUGACAAACUAAGUAGAUUUUGUCCCUCCUGCCUUUAAUCUGCCAUGUGGGAGAGGCCCUAUGUGAAAGGGGCGGAGCUCUGUCUGAGCCCCUCCCUGUCUCCCUGGUCCAUCGGAGUGGUUUAAACGCGAUCAGAAGUGCCAUCAAGGGCAGUGAACCCUUUCGAAUGCCUGGAGGCACAGCAGAGUGCACCCCCUGAGGCCAUGCCCACCAAUGUGAGUCAGGUGACACUUUCAGGAAUGAUCAGCUGUAUCCAGUUGCUUCUGUUACUCGGCAUCCUGCUGUAUUAGUGUUGUCAAUGUGCAAAUUUGGAAUGUAUUUCAGUGUGCUGUGGUUCAGAGAAGAGGAAAUGAUUGAAUUAAUUUGUAUUUUUUUUUUUUUUUUUUUUUUUGUUACCUGGCUAUUUU
Molecule: messenger RNA, 1905 nt
Organism: Scleropages formosus (Asian bonytongue)
Lineage: Eukaryota; Metazoa; Chordata; Actinopteri; Osteoglossiformes; Osteoglossidae
Gene: pdia6
Product: protein disulfide isomerase family A, member 6
Exons: 13
Coding region: 78-1400 (440 amino acids)
Biological process (GO): response to endoplasmic reticulum stress
Cellular component (GO): endoplasmic reticulum lumen
Molecular function (GO): protein-disulfide reductase activity; protein disulfide isomerase activity
Source: RefSeq, a predicted model, not a curated record